This is a messenger RNA of Calliphora vicina (urban bluebottle blowfly), 1545 nucleotides long. Its product is annotated as pre-mRNA-splicing factor RBM22. The coding region runs from base 118 to 1392 and encodes 424 amino acids. Lineage: Eukaryota; Metazoa; Arthropoda; Insecta; Diptera; Calliphoridae. Gene Ontology annotation, cellular component: U2-type catalytic step 2 spliceosome; Prp19 complex; U2-type catalytic step 1 spliceosome. Gene Ontology annotation, molecular function: pre-mRNA binding; U6 snRNA binding; metal ion binding. The record is from RefSeq and is a predicted model, not a curated record. The transcript has a single exon.
UAUUCUUUUUUCUUUGUACACUUUGUUGGCAUAGUUUUGUGAAAUAAUAUUAGUAGAUAAAUAUAUAUUUUUUAAUUAAUAAAAUAAUAAAAAUUUGUUGUAUAUUCAUUUAUCAACAUGUCUAUGUCAAAGACUACAAAUACUUACAAUCGACAAAAUUGGGAGGAUGCCGAAUUUCCCAUACUUUGUCAAACAUGUUUGGGUGACAAUCCGUACGUGCGUAUGAUUAAGGAGCGAUUUGGUAAAGAAUGUAAAAUAUGCACCAGGCCAUUUACAAUCUUUCGUUGGUGUCCCGGUGCUAGAAUGCGCUUUAAGAAGACUGAAAUUUGCCAGACAUGUGCACGUUUGAAGAACGUUUGUCAGACGUGUUUGCUUGAUUUGGAAUACGGUUUGCCCAUACAAGUGAGAGAUGCAGCCUUGAAAAUAGCAGACAAUCUGCCACAGAGUGACGUCAACAAGGAAUAUUACAUACAAAAUGUAGAUAGAGAAUUGGAAGAUGGUGAUGGCACUGAAGCAGCAGGCGCUGUUGGUAAAUCAUUGGCAGCCAGUGAAAUGCUAUCGAAAUUGGCGCGUACAGCUCCCUAUUAUAAACGAAAUAGGCCUCAUAUAUGUUCGUUCUGGGUAAAAGGAGAAUGUAAAAGAGGCGAAGAGUGUCCAUAUCGUCAUGACAAACCCAACGAACCCGAUGAUCCUCUAUGCGAACAAAAUAUUAAAGAUCGUUACUAUGGUCGUAAUGAUCCAGUGGCCGAGAAGAUUAUGAAGAGGGCAGCCUCACUACCCACUCUAGAGCCACCAGAAGAUCGCAACAUUACUACACUAUAUGUUGGAAAUUUACCCGAGGAAAUAACAGAACCUGAACUCAGAGAUCAUUUCUAUCAAUUUGGUGAAAUACGCUCUAUAGCUUUGGUGCCUCGCCAGCAGUGUGCUUUUAUACAAUACACGAAACGGUCCGCAGCUGAAUUGGCCGCCGAGAAAAGUUUCAAUAAAUUAGUGUUGCAGGGUAAGAAAUCAACCAUAAAAUGGGCUCACUCCCAGGCCAAACAGGGGGCUGCAAAAACAGAUAGACGUUUUGAUGUCAAUGCUAUAGCACCAGCAGCAACUCAAAAUCCAAAUGAUUUCUUUAAUUUACAACAGGAGCAAGUAACGGUUCUACCACCUGGUAUGAAAUUGCAUCAAAUACCACCAAGUCUUAUACCCGCCUCAUCAUAUCAAAUGUAUUCCCAAGCUUAUGCGGCCCCAUAUUCUAUGCCGGUGGCUUCUACAUCCGCUCAAGCAGCUGCUGCCGCUGCUGCUGGCAGUUCCCUAGACUCUAUACCACCGCCUCCCAGUGCUGGUGGUAGUGGACAUUAUCCCAGUCAGGAUCCUAGUCGUUUGGGCGCAGUUAAAAAAUAAUUAGAUGCCACAAGGAAUUAAGACACAUUUCCACUUCUUUAACCUCAUAGUAGUUAAGAAUUGAAAAAAUAUUUAAAAAUGGUUUUGUAGUACAAUAGCAUUGUUUAGAAAUGCUUAAAAAGAAAACAAUAAAACUUUUAAUUCUAAAAUAAA